Molecule: messenger RNA, 1629 nt
Organism: Penicillium chermesinum
Lineage: Eukaryota; Fungi; Ascomycota; Eurotiomycetes; Eurotiales; Aspergillaceae
Exons: 7
Biological process (GO): transmembrane transport
Molecular function (GO): transmembrane transporter activity
Source: RefSeq, a predicted model, not a curated record
AUGGACAAGAACCGAGAGAAGACCGACUCGAAAGAUGAUGGCACUCCAUCACAGAAUAUGACAUCGACGCCAGUGGAACAAGGAGUUCAAUUCCAAUUGAAUGCCGCGUAUGAUAGCAGUGGAAGGAAACUGUUUCCACCGCCAACGUCUGAUCCUUUGGACCCCUUGAACUGGUCCAGUAUUCGAAAGCACGUUAUCCUGGGCAUUGUGAUGCUGAAAUACUUCCUUUUCACAUACAUUACGACUACCACUGUUCCCUCGUUCGCCGAGAUCCAAUCUCAAUACCGGAUAAACUACUCCCAAGUGAACUGGACUGUGGCUAUCCCCGCCCUGGGACUGGCUGUUGGGCCAUUGAUAUGGUCUUCGCUAGGUGAUAUCUACGGUCGGAGACAAGUUUUCUUGGUUGGAACCCUCAUCGCUUUGAUAUCUACCAUAGGAGCCGCGGUAGCGGGCUCUUACGGUGGUUACAUGGCAGCCCGGUUUUUCCAGGGAUUUGGGGUGAGCCCAGCGUCUACUGUGGGGAUGGCUAUUGUAAAUGACUUAUUCUUUGAAUACGAACGCGGACAGAAGCUUGGCCUGUGGGUUUUAGCGGUCGACCUGGGUCUUUUGCUGGGACCAACUUUCGGAGGAUUUUUGAACAUUGUCAGCGCAGAUUGGGUUCUUUGGUUCAACGCUAUCCUGUUUGCCGUGCUUCUAAUACUUGAAGUUUUCUUCUUGCCUGAAACCUUGUACCCAAGGCAGCGGAUGUUGUUAUCCAUUGGCAACAUGCCAGCCAUCAGUCCUCUCAGAGAUGAGACAGAUAAGACCGCAACAGAGUCUUCUCCAUCUUGCCUUUUAAAGAUGCCCGCGGGGGGCAUCGUGUGCCCCGAUAUUCCUCGAACGACAUCCUUACCUUUUCUAACAUUUCGUCCCAUCCCAGGCAUGCGCCAUCCAAGACCAUGGGAUUCAUUAACCCGGUUCUGCCUCACUUUCCAGUUCCCUGUGGUUGUCAUCGCGGUGAUUGGGUUUUCAUUCACUUGGUAUUGGUGGAUUCUUUCAAUAAUAACAAUGGAGCCGGAGGCGUACUCGCAAUACACGCCACUCAUACAGGGGCUACUCUUUCUGGGACUUUCGCUUGGGACAAUAGUUUCAGAAAUAUGCUUUUCCGGACGACUGAGCGACAAUCUUGUCACAUGGCUGACGAAGAGGAAUGGAAACAUUCGCGCUCCGGAAAUGCGGCUUUGGUUGUCAUAUCCUGCAAUUGCUAUAACGGCAUGUGGUUCAGUUGUAUGGGGAAUUAGUGUUGACAAGCACUACCACUGGAUGGUCGGACAAGUGGCAUUUUUCCUAUUUGCCGCGGGCAUCCAAAUGGGGAAUACUGCCAUAAGCAGUUAUAUCAUUGACGCUUACCCCUUACAAUCCACAAGUAUUGUGACUUUCUACGCUGUCUUCUUCAACAUGAGCGCUUUUAUCAACCCCUUCUUCAUUGCUGCAUGGGAAGCGGCUGUAGGGUGGACAUGGACUUUCACGACCCAAGCAUUGAUCAUGGUCUCUCUCUCUACCUUAUUGAUGAUUAUUUUGCAUAAGUACGGUGCAUGGAUACGGGAACAUUCACCAGAGCCAUCUUGGGUCAAUCCGGAAUAUGACUUG